AAUCCACAACCCAACUUCCCUCAAUAAUAUUUUUAACAUAACUGCUUGGUUUCCAAAUCCCGCGCCAUCUCUAGAACUCAAGUUCAGUUCUUUUCUAUUUCCAGAUUAUUCGAAUUCCUUUUUACUCAAUUUUUGGUUUCGAAUUUGAAUUCAGCUUGAUUUUUCAGUUUUUUUCGCAAUUUGUUGCUGGGUAUUAUCUGUCCUCCUCCAUUGAAGCACGAUGAAGAAGAUUUCUUUUUCUGUUUCAUCAAAUCGAUCGAACACCGAACGUAAACAAAGCUUAAUUGCUUCUACCUCUCAAAAACCCCAAAUCACGCAAUCAAUAACGGAAUUCGACCCAUCUAAAGCCCUAACCCUAGAACAAAACGCCCCCAAAAGAUUUGUAAUCCCUCCUAAGCCGAACGAAUGGCGUCCCGCCAAGAAGAUGAAGAAUCUCGACCUUUCGCCUAUUCAUUCCGAUGGUAAACCCCUUGAAUUCGAGGUUAUAUCUUCCGGUGUUGCUGCCCCAGAAUCCGAAUCAAACCUUUCGUAUGGAUUGAUUCUUCGGCAGCAAGAUUCGGUCAAUGGUAAGGUUGAUUCCGGUUUUCCUAAUUCAGUUGAUGCUGUUAUGCUUAGGAAAUUGAAGACUGAUUUAGAUAAGUUACCUGAUGAUGAGGGUUUUGAUCAGUUUGAGGAGGUUCCGAUCGAGGGUUUUGGGGAAGCUUUGUGGGCUGGGUAUGGGUGGAGACCAGGGAUGGGAAUUGGAAGGAAUGCUAAGGAGGUUGUCGAGGUUGUUGAGUAUAAACGGCGCAACGCGAAAGAGGGGAUAGGGUUUAUUGAUGAUAAUGUGAAUGAAGUGACUGAGUUGAAAAUUGGUAGAGAGGAGGGUAGAAGAGGUGAUACGGGUGAAGUUAAGCAUGAAAGGAUCCAGGUAGAUGAGAAUAGGACUAGUAGUGGAGUUUCUUGGCUUAGGAGUCAUAUUAGGGUUAGAAUUAUUAGCAAAUCAUUCAAAGGUGGAAAAUUUUACUUGAAGAAGGGUGUAGUAAUGGAUGCAAUUGGAGCCAGGACUUGUGAUAUAUUGAUGGAAGAAGAUAGGGAGAUUGUUCAGGGAGUAAACCAGGAUAUAUUGGAAACUGUCCUUCCUAGGCGAGGUGGUCCUGUUCUUGUUCUCUUUGGAAAGCAUAAGGGUGUAUAUGGCAGUCUCGUGGAAAGAGAUACAGAGAGGGAAACUGCUGUAGUUCAAGAUGCUGGUAUAAUGCUCCAUGUGCAGCUUGAACAAAUAGCUGAAUUUUUUGGAGAUCCAAGCGACAUUGGUUACUAAACAAGGAUGCUGUAUUUAAUUUAAACCAGUAUGGCAAGUUGAUUGGGUGCACACCAAUGGUAUAACUCAACAGAGUUACCGAAGGCUGUUUAGAAAACAUUGCUGCAAAAGUUGAAUCCAUGGAACCUUGCCGAAGUGUAAAGGACAGGUUGGAAUAUCUUCAGUAGUACUGCUGCAAUAAAAGUAGCAAGGAGACCUGAGAAUGCUGGAGAACUUAUUGCUAAACGAGAGGCUCCACCUGGUAAGAAGCCCGAGCCAAUGAGGACUCACCUCCAACGAACGGAAAGACCGUCAACCAGGUCGAAAUCAAGCCUGAAAUGAUUGCCCAUUUCUUGGCGGAGUUCUCCAUCUCAUACAAGCCUGUGAAGCAAGCACGGUAGACUGUUAUUGGUGCUACUCACUCUUCACCGUUUACUCCUCUCAAGUGAAGACAUCCUUUACCUAGAACUCAGUUGGUCUAGGUUUUUUUGUUUGCCAUUAUGUUUGUGAUUGACUCUUUUAAGUACUAUUUUUGCAAGUUUUUUCAUGUGUUCGAUUAUUCUUUGAAUAUGCUAUCAAUUGUUUUGUUGAACCUUUAGUUAUCAGGGCGGUUGGUUGUUGCAGAUUAUUGUAACAGUUGACAAAAGAGCAUACAGAAUAUCUACAGUAAUGAGUUAGCAUGCACAA
Molecule: messenger RNA, 1966 nt
Organism: Spinacia oleracea (spinach)
Lineage: Eukaryota; Viridiplantae; Streptophyta; Magnoliopsida; Caryophyllales; Amaranthaceae
Product: protein MOS2-like
Biological process (GO): mRNA splicing, via spliceosome
Cellular component (GO): spliceosomal complex
Molecular function (GO): nucleic acid binding
Source: RefSeq, a predicted model, not a curated record